AUGGCACAGCCCCCACCAAGCUCCCCCGUCGUCCCCUCGCUCUAUCCCGCGCGCAGCAAAACCCUCUCCGGCGACGUCAAUGGCAUCCCAACCUCGAUCCUCUACAUGUCUUUUAGCGACAAGAUCCUCGUAACCAUCUCGCAGCGCGGCAGACUCGCGCACUGGGUCCACGUCCCGCUCGACUCCCCCACCGCCCUAGACCCCUCCACCCAACCUCCCCAUUCCUCCUCCGCUUACGACGCCGACGACUCCGACAGCGAAGCCCCACCUUCAGACCUCCUGCCCCUCCCACACCUCACAGCCACGCCGCUGCUCGGCGGCACCGACCCGGCCAUCUCGACGCCGGGCCAGCUGCUGGCGACGCAGAUCGCGAGCGCCAUCGCCGUACGGGACGCGGACGAGCGGCGGACUGUGGUUGUCGGCAUGGGGCUCGAGAGGGGGUUUGGUGCCCCGGGGAGGAGCAGCGGGAGGGAGGAGUUUGUCGGGGUCGUGGAGCUGGUGUUGCGGUGUUUGGGGUGA
Molecule: messenger RNA, 519 nt
Organism: Coniosporium apollinis CBS 100218
Lineage: Eukaryota; Fungi; Ascomycota; Dothideomycetes
Exons: 2
Coding region: 1-519 (172 amino acids)
Biological process (GO): proteasome assembly
Source: RefSeq, a predicted model, not a curated record